AUGAUGGUAGUUAUCGUUGUACCUACGGCAUACAUACGGACAAUGGGAGUAGAAAAACUAGCAGUAUUUUUAGCAUUAUUUGUAGUUGCACAUUGCUACCCCCGUUCCUUUAGAAACCGAUGUGAGGUAAAGACAUUUCAAUUCGUGUCAAGAGAGGAAUGGGGUGCUCGACGGCCCUUCGCCACGUCCAACCUUAGCCACCCAGUCCCCUACGUGGUCAUCCACCACAGCUACCUGCCCGCAGCGUGCUACACCAGAGAGGCCUGUGCAGGGGCGAUGAGGUCAAUGCAAAACUUCCACCAAAUAACCCAAGGAUGGGUCGACAUAGGAUACAAUUUCGCUGUCGGUGGGGAUGGUGCCGUGUACGAAGGACGCGGGUGGAAUGCGAUUGGCGCGCACGCCGUGGGCUUCAACGUCAAGAGCAUCGGGAUAGUGUUGAUUGGAGAUUGGCGCGCUAAACUGCCGCCGGGAAAUGAACUGGAAACCGUGAAACGGCUGAUCUCAACUGGCGUUCAAUUGGGCUACAUACGUCCAGAUUACAAGUUGCUCGGUCACCGACAAGUGACGCCGACGGAAUGUCCGGGCGAGGCGCUGUACCGCGAAAUUUCUACUUGGGACCGAUUUUCCUUAGAUAUA
Molecule: messenger RNA, 636 nt
Organism: Iphiclides podalirius (scarce swallowtail)
Lineage: Eukaryota; Metazoa; Arthropoda; Insecta; Lepidoptera; Papilionidae
Source: the annotation of a GenBank genome assembly